Babjeviella inositovora NRRL Y-12698 is the source of this 435-nucleotide messenger RNA. RefSeq lists its product as uncharacterized. Gene Ontology annotation, molecular function: protein binding. Lineage: Eukaryota; Fungi; Ascomycota; Pichiomycetes; Serinales. The record is from RefSeq and is a predicted model, not a curated record. The transcript has a single exon. Bases 1 to 435 code for a protein of 144 amino acids.
AUGACCCAGGAUACUAGAUGCCCCCCUAUCACCUCUGAUGCGAACCAUCACAGUUUGGACGAAUUGCCUCAUGGGUUCAAAGCCUUCUGGGACGAUCCUAUGGACCAGUUGGUUUAUGUCAACCUUUUCACGGGUCAGAAACAAUACGAGUGGCCGGUGGGUAACGCUACAACCUCCUCCGACAGGCACGCGAGAACUCAAUCACAGGCGAAUUUCCAAGGUUCCAGUCACUUGUCUAGUGGCUCUAUCUACUCGUCGAAUCCGAGUGAGUUUCUUCCUGCGUACAAGGACGCGUUGGCCGAACUGUCUCCGCCACCUGACAUGAGGUUGAAGGGUAAAAAGUAUGUCCGAAUCUUCUCUCAGCAGUUUGACAAGAAAUUGUACGGAUGUAAGAAUCAUCGCAUAGGGCAUUGCUCUUGCAGAUAUGUCAGAUAA